UUACAACCUCGUGUUUAUUUCUUGAAUGAACAGACGUAAGGGGGUGCCACAAACGUAGAAACAUCGUAGUAUAGUUCUUUAUGAGAAUUUGAGGUGAUUGAGAUUCAGGAAGUUUUCUACGUGAAGAGAAUGAUACAUAUAUUGUAAGGCUGAUAAGCUGUUGAAACAUUCGUGAGCGAUAGAGUGCGAUUUGUUGAUUAAUUUCAGUAUUUUCGAGCAGUGGUACAGUCAAGAAUCAAACGUGGCGAAGUUAGAAGGAAAGCUGUUUUCUGCAGUUAACAAUUUUUUUUCUUCGUCGAUAGUGAAUCAAAUCAGAGAUUUGAUGACAAGACAAAACGACCACCAAGACGGUGUUCAAGGCACAAUCAUCAGAGUCUCACCGGAUGACGAUCCUAUAAGUCCUGCUGAAGGGAUAGACAUCUUGCAGUCUAAUCAGCAAAUACUUGCAAGGAGGAACACUAGAGAAUACGUUGUCUGUGAAAAUAGAAAAAUUAUGUUGAAGCAUCCCGGAAUCACGAAAAAUCAAAUGAAAGAAUUCCGUGAAGCUUUCCGUCUUUUCGAUAAGGAUGGUGACGGUUGCAUAACGAAAGAAGAACUAGGAAGGGUGAUGAGAUCUCUAGGUCAAUUCGCUAGGACUGAAGAAUUGCAACAGAUGCUACAGGAAGUUGAUGUUGACGGUGAUGGAAAUGUGAGCUUUGAAGAGUUUGUUGAUAUUGCUUGGACAGCAGCAGGAUCUAUACCUGAGGAAGAAGAAGAGGAAAAAGAACUUCGUGAUGCCUUUAGAGUUUUCGAUAAGCACAAUAGAGGGUAUAUCACUGCAUCAGAUUUGAGAGCUGUUCUUCAGUGUUUAGGAGAAGAUUUAUCAGAAGAAGAAAUUGAAGACAUGAUCAAAGAAGUCGAUGUUGAUGGAGAUGGACGAAUAGAUUUCUAUGAAUUCGUUAAUGCCCUAGGAGAACCUGGCAAUGAAGAUAGCGUUGAUGAAGAAGAUGAAGAAACUAUUGGCGUAUAACUGUCGCUCAAGAAUGGAGUCACUUAUGGUCCUUUUAUCACUUACAAAUAUCAGUGUUCUACGCACAGUUACUUUUAUUGAUAUCGUUCUCAUUGUUAUUAUUGGAAUUGAAAAAUGAAUUUAAUUGAAUAUAUAAAGCUGCUAUAUAUAAUAUAUACAAUAUACAUUAAAUGUGUUAAUUAUAA
Harmonia axyridis is the source of this 1194-nucleotide messenger RNA. RefSeq names its product neo-calmodulin-like. Bases 323 to 1009 code for a protein of 228 amino acids. Gene Ontology annotation, molecular function: enzyme regulator activity; calcium ion binding. The record is from RefSeq and is a predicted model, not a curated record. NCBI's taxonomy places the organism in Eukaryota, Metazoa, Arthropoda, Insecta, Coleoptera, Coccinellidae. The transcript is spliced from 7 exons.